Messenger RNA from Peniophora sp. CBMAI 1063, 3237 nucleotides. The record is from the annotation of a GenBank genome assembly. Lineage: Eukaryota; Fungi; Basidiomycota; Agaricomycetes; Russulales; Peniophoraceae.
AUGUCUGAGGGCCGCAAUACCUUUUUCCGCGCUCACCUGAACCUUGGCUUCGAGCCCGAUGUGCCGGAGGGCAUCAACUCCCUCCCAGAGCUCGUCGCGUUCAACGCAAAGCAGAACCCAGAUCACGUCUUUGGCCUUCAGCUGCGCUCUGGAGAGACAUCUCUAGCGCGUCAAAUCACUUUUGCAGAGCUCUCUUCGGCUGUCGAGCGUGCUGCUGGAUGGCUCGUCAAAUCCUGUGUAACGACAGGCCGCUCCUUGCGCUCGGAUAAAGUGGCGCCUGUUGCCAUCUUGCUUGGGAGCGACAUCGGCAUCUUCAUCUACAUGUGUGCGCUACUCCGCAUCGGUACUCCGGUGCUACUCUUAUCCGCUCGCUUAACUCCGGUCGCAAUCGUCCACCUCCUCAAGGCAACUUCGCCGUCGACAGUUUUGACUUCGCCUCACGUUGCGCGCUCCGUGAAGGAGUCUCUCGCGCUACUCGAGGACGUUUCCAAUAAACCGGGCUUCGUCCAGGCGCUUACUGUGGAUGAUUUCCUCGAUGGCGCGCAUGCCGAACUUCAAGAUCUUAGCAUCCCUUCCACCUAUCGCGACUUCCACUAUAACGACCGUGACGCAUUUAUCAUGCACUCAAGUGGCACUACUGGUCUUCCCAAGCCCAUCUAUCACGCUCAAGUGUAUGGGCUUAUAUACGCCGCUUGUCAUCGACUCCCCGAGGACAAAGCACCUUUUCAGUGGAAUGCAUCCACUCUACCUCUUUACCACGGAUUUGGCCUUCUUGCGCCUUGUCUUGCAUUGUCGAUCGGAUUGCCUUUCAUCUUGCCAGCCGCAUCGACAAUCCCCACGGCGCGUUCCACGUUGAAGCAACUCACGUCUUUCGAUGUACGUUCCUUGCUCACGGUCCCAUCCAUCAUCGAAGAUAUCGUGGGCGAGGGCGAACAGGGCAUUCAGGCCCUCCAGCGACUCGACUUUGUUGCGGUCGGUGGCGCCGCCAUGGGCUCCGCGGUCGCUGAGAAACUAGUCUCUCAUGGCAUCAAGCUCCUCAAUCACUGGGGUGCCACUGAAAUAGGCGCCAUCGCUCCGAUCGAACUCCCACCUGAUGGUUACGACGUUCAUUACUUGAAGCCGCGAGAGGACAUCGGUCUUUUGUUCCACCCAGUGGACGAAACAGACCGUCACUUCCAGUUGACCGCCCGCCCUGCGGGCUGGGACAAAGACUUCGUCGUACAAGAUCUGCUUGAACGGCAUCCCCACGACACUUCACAAUACAAGAUCCUUGGCCGCGUUGACGACCUCAUUGUCCUUGGGACCGGCGAGAAGGUUCGCCCCACGGGCAUUGAGACAGCUGUCGCGGAGCAUCCCAACGUGCGGGGCGCGCUUGCUUUUGGUGAUGGCAUGGCAUCGUUGGGUCUCAUCGUCGAGCUCGCCGGCGGCGACGUCGGGGUACCCCGCGAAGAUGUGCUUACCACUCUCGACCCGUAUCUGGAGCGUGGUAACGCCCUCAUGGACAAGCACGCCAAGGUUUCGCGCGACAUGCUCGUGCUUACCUACGCCGAUACGAGACCUCUUCAACGCACGGACAAGGGAUCGUUAUCCCGCAAGGCCAUCUUCGCAGCGUUUGACGAGGAAAUCAAGAACGCGUACGCGUACGCCGAAGCUGCCAGCGCCGUACCACUUCCUUCGCGCGACGAUCCUUCGGCGCUCAGACACGCCUUGCGCGACAUCGUCGGCAAGGCAUUAGGUCUCGAGAGCCUUGACGAACUUGACGAUGCAGCGGACUUCUUCGAGGCGGGUAUGGACAGUCUUCAAGCCACACGGAUACGGCAAACUCUCGUCAGCGGGUUGCGCGUCACACCCGGUCUUGCUCAUCCUGUCGCCGAUCUUCAGCGAGACUUUGUGUUCCAGAACCCAUCCGUGAACAGCCUUCUUGCGGCAGUGCAGAACGUCAUGGACGGACUGGAUACCCCCUCCGCACAGAACCGCGAAGCGGCGCGCCUUGAGGCGAUGCACGCCGCCGUCAAGAAACAUACGAGCCAGCUCUGCUCAUUCGCCGAUGAUGCCUUGGAUGCUCGUUCGGCUCGCGCUCAGACCACGCCAAAGCACCGCGAUGAUUGCAUCGUGCUCCUCACCGGGGCUUCGGGUAGUCUCGGCUGUCAACUCCUUGGCCGUUUAGCCGCCGAUCCCGCUGUGACCAAGAUCAUCUGUCUCAACCGCGGGGCGCUCGCGGCACGCCAGCGGCAGAUGGACGCCAUGAAGGAGCGCUGUGUCGUACUCGGAGAUGAAGUAUGGAAGGAUAAGAUCACCGUCAUCGGCUGCGACACCAGCAAGCCAUACCUCGGUAUCUCAGCGGAAAGAUAUGAUGAACUCCUCUCCAUCACUCACAUAAUACACAAUGCCUGGCCCGUUAACUUCGACCGCACUCUCGCCUCGUUUGAGGCCUCUAUCAGAACGCUUGAUAACCUCGUGCAACUCGCUUUGCUCAGCGGUGCUCGCAACGCUCAUGAUCACCGCCCGCGACGCAUUCUUUUCGCUUCCUCGAUCGCUGUCGCCGGCCGUUACCCCAUUAUCAACCCGGACAACAGUGUUGUUCCCGAAGCACCGCUUGACCCACGUGCGACGGCAGAGUUUGGUUAUCCCGAGGCGAAGUGGGUCUGCGAACAAGUUGCUCUGGAGGCCAAUCGCCUUUUUGGUGGCGAGCAGCCCCUCAUCCAAGCUGCGAGCGUGCGCAUCGGGCAGAUGACGGGAGCGGAGGGCUCGGGUGCAUGGAACGCCAGUGAACAUUUCCCUAUCAUCGUCGCUACUUGCCAGAAGCUGCAGGCAAUCCCGGAGAUAAACGGUACGUUGUCGUGGAUGCCCGUGAACCGGGCAGCAUCCGUCGUCGCCGAAUGCCUCUUUACCGAGGACUUCGCUCCCAUAUAUCACCUGGAGAACCCCGCACGCCAAGAAUGGUCGAGCGUUCUACAGGACCUCUCCGAGCUGCUCGGAGGUGUGCCUUCCGUGCCGUUUGCUGAGUGGCUCGAGCGUGUCCGUGCGUUGGGCGCCGACCCGCAGGAGAACCCCGCAGCUAAGGUCAUCGAAUUCCUCGAGCGCGAUUUCCUGCGUAUGGCCUCCGGUACCGUGAUCCUCGGCACUGAGAAGACUUGCAUCGCGUCUCCGGCUCUGGCUACAUCCAGACCUAUCGGCAGACGUCAUCUGGAGGAGUAUGUGUCCUACUGGAAGGGUGUUGGGGCGAUGAAGGCUUGA